Messenger RNA from Eurypyga helias (sunbittern), 224 nucleotides. It is a transcript of the gene STUM, whose product is annotated as chromosome unknown open reading frame, human C1orf95. The transcript has 3 exons. The annotation marks the transcript as partial. The record is from RefSeq and is a predicted model, not a curated record. NCBI's taxonomy places the organism in Eukaryota, Metazoa, Chordata, Aves, Eurypygiformes, Eurypygidae.
GAACAUUUGUAUCCGCUUUCACUGUGCUGUGCGGAGCCCGGACCGACCUCCCUGACAGGCACAUGUGUUGUGUCUUCUGGCUGAACAUUGCUGCUGCUCUGAUUCAGAUCCUGACGGCGAUCGUGAUGGUUGGCUGGAUUAUGAGUAUAUUCUGGGGGAUGGACAUGGUCAUUCUUGCAAUUUCACAAGGCUACAAGGAACAGGGGAUCCCACAGCAGCUGUAG